AGUGCCACGGGUCAACCCACUGCGUGCAGCAGGAACUACUUGGUGACUUGGUCAGGCUGCUUCCUGACUAAUAGGACUCCAGAGCUGUGCUGAAAUCUGGCUGGACACUCGAGAAACAAGAAGGUGCCAGAGAUAUCUGAUGGGCUGUGUGCUUUGUCUCCCCUUGGAAGUGUCCUCUGCGACUGAUGUGAAAAGAGAGAAACACACUUGAGGGUGUGCCACUUCCAAGGUGCUACAUUCCAGGAAGGAGAGGGACAACUAAGGUCACCAGCUUCUCACUUUUCCUAGCUCCUGGAGAACCAGGCCUUUCUGACCUGAGUUUCCUCAGACCAAAACCCUCACUGCGCAAUGGCGUUUGCAGUCUCCUUGGCCGACCUCCAAGCAGAGGCCUACUGCCCCAUCUGCCUGGAUUACCUGAGAGACCCUGUGACCAUUGCCUGUGGCCACAACUUCUGUCGCUCCUGCAUCCACCAGAGCUGGGAAGGUCUACGGGACAUCUUCCCCUGUCCCAUCUGCCUCCACCACUGCUGUAAUGGGAACCUAAAGCAGAACACCCAGCUAUGUAACAUGACUGAUAUUGUUAAGCAAAUUCCCACCAUGAGGAGCAAGAGGAAACGGCAGGAAGAGAAACCCCUGUGUGAGAAGCACAACCAGGAGCUGUCCCUGUUCUGUGAGAAGGACCUGGAGCUGCUGUGUCCCCAGUGCAAGAUCUCCAACCACCAGGAUCACCACCUCAUGCCCAUUGACCAAGCUGCGACCAGUCACAGGAGGAAGCUCAAAUACUACGUUGAGCUCCUGAAGAAGCAAGUUGGAAAUGCUGAGAAGGAGUUAAAAAUCCAAGUUUCAAAAUCAUUUGAAUUGAAGAUCAAAGUGGAAAAUCAGAUGGGGGAAUUAUACUCUGAUUUUGAACAAGUUAAGGACGUUUUGGAAAAAGAGAAGGAUGUAAUUCUUUUCACAUUACAAAUUGAAGAGAAAGAUAUUCAAAAAAAAUUAAGUGAAAGCAGAGUAAUAUUCUCAGAGCAUAUUUCAACACUAAAAAAUCUGCUGGUUGAAAUAACAGAGAAGUGUGUGCAGUCAGAACUGGAAUUACUCACAGGUAUUGAAAGUAUUUACAACAAGUAUGAAAACCUAAGCACUCCAACAGUCUUUUCAUAUGAGUUAAAGAAAAAAUACAUCAGUUCUUCUGAGCAAUAUUUCAACCUACAGAAAAAGAUCAACUUAUUUAAGGUAAAUUUGACACUAGAUAUUGAAACUGCACACCCCAAUCUUGUUAUCUCAGAAGAUAGAAAAAGUGUGACAUUACGAAAGAUGAACCCAAACUAUCUUCAGAAUUCCAAGAAAUUUUCUUUUCUCCCAGCUCUCCUGAGUUCUCAGGGAUUUGUUUCUGGCAGGCAUUACUGGCAGGUAGAAGUAAGAGGCAAGGGUGAAUGGGCCGUAGGCGUCUGUAAGGAAUCUUUUCCCAGAGAUACUAUUACAUCACCAUCCCCAAAAGAUGGAUGCUGGCAAAUCCGGCUCUGGUCUUACACCUUCGAUGCAUUAAAUAGAAUUAAAUCCAGACGGGUUGGUAUUUUUCUGGACUAUGAGUUGGGAGAGGUGUCAUUUUAUAAUCUGAAUAAUAAGACGCUUAUCUAUACUUUCAAUGAUACGUUUAGAGAAAAACUAAGACCCUAUUUCUAUGUUGGACCUUAUUCAGACUUACUUACAAUUCAGAUAGUCAACCUGGAAUGAAGAACUGCUUGAAAGCCAUUUUUAUUGUUUUUUUCCUUCCUAUUGUACAUGAAUGGUACUUAGAAUAUUCUAUAAUUACUAAUUUCUGGGAUGAUGAUCUCAAAUAACUAUGAUGUCUUGGAUUUUGGUUGUGAUUUUCAAGUAAUUAUGACAUUACUUUGCCUAUUCCACACAAAUGUUGCAGCAAAUAAUUGUAAAAUGCUUUUGCAGUUCUCAAAUAAAAUAGUUCAAACUUACAAUUUUUUCUUAACAUUGUUUUUUCAAACUUCCAUGUGCACUUUACAACAUCUACAAUUUUGCUAUCAAUUCGUCUGUCGUGGUUUCCUAGGGUUGAAGGAACAAAACAACAUUCUUCCUGAGGGCUCUGGGAAAGUAACUGUUCCACGCGUUUCUCCUCUCUUUGCCACCUUCAGGUGUCUG
Messenger RNA from Trichechus manatus latirostris (Florida manatee), 2148 nucleotides. Its product is annotated as putative tripartite motif-containing protein 75. Gene Ontology annotation, cellular component: cytoplasm. The coding region runs from base 349 to 1728 and encodes 459 amino acids. The transcript has 2 exons. Gene Ontology annotation, biological process: protein ubiquitination. Gene Ontology annotation, molecular function: protein binding; zinc ion binding; ubiquitin protein ligase activity. NCBI's taxonomy places the organism in Eukaryota, Metazoa, Chordata, Mammalia, Sirenia, Trichechidae. The record is from RefSeq and is a predicted model, not a curated record.